AUGCCGACGAUGGUACUCACUUUAAUCCCACCAUAUGAAGGGAAAAGGGUGCUAGAACUUGGAGCUAUCAUCAGUCGUUUCACUGAUGAACUGGCUCAAAAGGCUGGUGAAGUCAUCGUCCUUGACUUCAUCGAAAUCGCCAUUAAGAAGAAAAUCGAAGAUGGAUCCGUUGACUUGAUUUUCUCAAAUUGGUUGCUCAUGUAUCUCUCUGAUAAAGAGAUUUUCCAGGAAUGCCAAACAUGUGAUGCUUCUGGCAAAUCAUUUGAGCUCACUAUGGUUUGUUGCAAAUGCAUUGUGGCGUAUGUGAAGAACAAGAAGAAUCAAAAUCAGAUUUACUGGAUUUGGCAAAAAGUAAGCAUGGAGAAUGACAAGGACUUCCGGCGUUUCUUGAACAAUGUUCAAUACAAGUCUAAUGGGAUCUUGCGAUACGAGUGUGUUGUUGGGCAAGGAUAUGUGAGCCCUCGCGGUUUUGAGACAACUAAAGAAUUUGUGGCGAAGAUGGAGCUGAAACUUGGACAGAAAGUCCUUGAUGUUGAUUGUGGUAUAGGAGGAGGUGACUUCUACAUGGCUGAGACUUUUGAUGUUCAUGUUGUCGGUAUUGAUCUAUUGGUCAACAUGAUGUCUUUCGCGUUUGAGCGUGCUAUUGGGCUCAACUGCUCAGUGGAAUUUGAAGUCGCGGAUUGCACCACAAAUACAUAUCCUGAUAACUCUUUCGACGUCAUUUACAGCAGUGCCACUAUUUUCCACAUCCAAGACAAGCCAGCUUUGUUUAAGACAUUCUUCAAGUGGCUUAAACCAGGCGGAAGAGUUCUCAUCACUGACUAUUGCAAGAGUGAUGAAACUCCGUCUCCAUUAUUCGCAGAGGUCAUCAAACAAAGAGGAUAUGAUAUCCAUGAUGUUCAAGCCUAUGAACAGAUGCUUAAAGAUGCAGGCUUUGAGGAUGUGAUCGCUGAGGACCGUAUUGAUCAGUUUGUCAAGGCCUGA
Brassica napus (rape) is the source of this 984-nucleotide messenger RNA. RefSeq names its product phosphomethylethanolamine N-methyltransferase-like. The transcript is spliced from 9 exons. Lineage: Eukaryota; Viridiplantae; Streptophyta; Magnoliopsida; Brassicales; Brassicaceae. Bases 1 to 984 code for a protein of 327 amino acids. The record is from RefSeq and is a predicted model, not a curated record.